This is a messenger RNA of Neoarius graeffei (lesser salmon catfish), 6127 nucleotides long. It is a transcript of the gene ankib1b, whose product is annotated as ankyrin repeat and IBR domain containing 1b. Gene Ontology annotation, cellular component: cytoplasm; ubiquitin ligase complex. Bases 528 to 3824 code for a protein of 1098 amino acids. Gene Ontology annotation, biological process: protein polyubiquitination; positive regulation of proteasomal ubiquitin-dependent protein catabolic process; ubiquitin-dependent protein catabolic process. The transcript has 21 exons. The record is from RefSeq and is a predicted model, not a curated record. Gene Ontology annotation, molecular function: zinc ion binding; ubiquitin conjugating enzyme binding; ubiquitin protein ligase activity. Lineage: Eukaryota; Metazoa; Chordata; Actinopteri; Siluriformes; Ariidae.
CUUUUCUAAAACAACAACAAAGUUAGCAUGUACAGCAACACCAGUAGCGCUGCAGCUUCUCCCAGUAACGCUCGCUACUGGGAGUAAACAGGUCGCCUAGCGGGCUAACACACGGGCAUGCUAGCUGAGCCAGGUGGAAUGGCCAAGCUGCGUGUUGUUCGGGCAGCUGGUGAUAACGAACUGUUUUACUGCCGGUUUAUCUGGAUAACCGGGUCAUUGCAGGGAAGUGCGAGUGACGGCAGGGCGCUUGUUCUUGUCCCACUCGAUGCGUGACUGACUGUGCUGUGUAUAAAAAGCCGUGGAAAUGUGUGGAGUAAGUUGGUGUUUAUGUUCACGCUCAGCGUGUUUUGCUUAGUAACGCUAGCUAGCUGCUGCACAGCCAGGCCGGUGCCGAGUCAGGGCGCGUUUACUGCUGCUUUUCUACCCCGACUGGGUCGGAUCUGUUCGCUGGAGAAAACUGUCGGAAACCCGCGAUGCUGGAUCCACAGCCUAAGUAGUGCUGAGUGGAGAGAGCUGCGAGCUGAACGAUGGGGAAUAUAGCAACCAAGUUUCGAAAGGCGCUGAUUAACGGAGAUGAGGUGCUCGCCUACCAGCUCUACGAAGGCAACCCGCAGUUUAAAGAGUCACUGGACCCCAACACAUCAUACGGGGAGCCCUAUCAACAUAACACCCCGCUCCACUACGCUGCUAGGCAUGCCAUGACACGGAUACUCCGGUCCUUCCUCUUCAGCAAGGAUGGCAACCCCAACAAGCGCAACGUGCAUAAUGAGACGGCGCUGCAUGUGCUGUGUAUGGGGCCGCACAUCCUGUUGGCAGAGGGGACGCUGCAGCCGCGCCUGGCACGGCCAUACGAGGAUGAGCGACGUCGUGCUGACUGCCUCCAGAUGAUCCUUAAGUGGACCGGUGCCAAGCUGGACCGUGGCGAGUACGAGAGUGCUGACGUCAAUGCCACCGACAAUAAGAAAAACACGCCACUGCACUAUGCCGCUGCCUCAGGGAUGAAGACGUGCGUGGAGUUGCUGGUAAAGCGUGACGCAGACCUGUUUGCUGAGAACGACAAUAAGGAGACGCCAUGUGACUGUGCAGAGAAGCAGCAUCAUAAAGAGUUGGCACUAAGUCUGGAGUCUCAGAUGGUCUUCUCGACUGACCCCAAUGCUGAGGACAUCGAGGCCGAGUACGCUGCCCUAGACCGCAGGGAGCUUUAUGAGGGCUUGCGGGUCCAGGACCUGAGGAGGCUGAAGGACAUGUUGAUAGUGGAGACAGCAGACAUGCUGCAGGCUCCUCUCUUCACUGCAGAGGCUCUCCUCAGGGCACAUGAUUGGGACAGAGAGAAGCUUCUCGAGGCGUGGAUGUCCAAUGCUGAGGACUGCUGCCAGCGCUCUGGGGUUCAGAUGCCUACUCCUCCACCCAAAGGCUAUAAUGCUUGGGAUACACUACCCUCACCCCGAACGCCACGCACCACCCGCUCCUCCAUCACAUCGCCUGACGAAAUCAGCCUCUCGCCCGCUGAUGACGACCGCUCCCUGUGUGGUAUAUGUAUGUGUGCUGCCUCCAUGUUCGAAGAGCCUGUUGAUAUCCCGUGUGGGCAUGAGUUCUGCAGAUCAUGCUGGGAAAGCUUUUUGAACCUGAAAAUCCAGGAGGGAGAGGCUCAUAACAUCUUCUGCCCAGCCUACGACUGCUUCCAGCUGGUUCCUGUGGAAAUUAUCGAAAGUGUCGUGUCCAGGGAGAUGGACAAGCGGUACCUGCAGUUUGAUAUUAAGGCCUUCGUGGAAAACAACCCUGCCAUCCGGUGGUGCCCACGGGCAGGCUGCGAGAGAGCGGUACGCUUGGCGAGGCAGGGGCCUGGUGCCAGCGCCUCCGACCCGCUCAGCUUUCCUCUGCUCCAGGCCCCGGCUGUGGACUGCGGCAAAGGCCAUCUCUUCUGCUGGGAGUGCCAGGGGGAGGCUCAUGAACCCUGUGACUGCCAAACAUGGAAAAUGUGGCUGCAGAAAGUCACUGACAUGAAGCCAGAAGAAUUGGCAGGUGUGAGUGAGGCGUAUGAAGACGCUGCCAACUGUCUGUGGUUACUCACCAACUCCAAACCCUGCGCCAACUGCAAGUCUCCCAUUCAGAAGAACGAAGGUUGCAAUCACAUGCAGUGUGUCAAGUGUAAGUAUGAUUUUUGCUGGAUCUGUCUGGAGGAGUGGAAGAAACACAGCUCUUCUACAGGAGGAUAUUACCGCUGCACUCGCUAUGAGGUCAUUCAACAGGUGGAAGAGCAGUCGAAAGAAAUGACUGUGGAGGCUGAGAAGAAGCACAAGAGCUACCAGGAACUUGAUCGCUUUAUGCACUAUUACACACGCUUCAAAAAUCAUGAGCACAGCUACCGGCUGGAAGAGCGUCUCCUUAAAACGGCCAAAGACAAGAUGGAGCAGCUGAGCAAAGUCCUGAGUGGAAGGGAAGGAGGUGCUCCAGACACUACUUUCAUUGAAGAUGCAGUGCAUGAACUUCUUAAGACUCGCCGUAUCCUCAAGUGCUCUUACCCUUAUGGUUUCUUUCUGGAGCCCAAAAGCACCAAGAAAGAGAUCUUUGAACUUAUGCAGACUGAUCUAGAGAUGGUAACGGAGGAUCUUGCCCAGAAAGUGAACAGGCCCUACCUCCGUACCCCUCGCCAUAAGAUAAUCCGUGCUGCCUGCCUGGUGCAACAGAAGAGGCAGGAAUUCCUGGCCUCUGUGGCUCGAGGUGUGGCACCCAAUGACUCCCCAGAAGCCCCACGACGCAGUUUUGCUGGGGGCACAUGGGACUGGGAGUACCUGGGUUUUGCAUCUCCAGAGAUCCAGGGGAAUCAGGCAAUUCUCGGAGGAAUUGAUCCGAGAGUCCACAUUCAAAAUGCAGGAGGCCAGCGGCAGGAGUAUGCAGAGUUCCAGUACAGACGCAGACACAGACAGCGCAGGCGUGGAGACAUGACCAGUCUGCGCAGCAACACCCCAGACUCUGAUGAGCCUAACCCUAACAAUUUAGAUUCAGAUCAAGUUGGUUGUAGUCAGAGGCAAGGAUUACCUAUGCCCCACAGCUCCUUGGAUGAAGAUGAUCCUAACAUCCUGCUGGCCAUCCAGCUCUCUCUGCAGGAGUCUGGGAUGGCCAUGGGAAACGGAGGUGCUGUAGACACCCAGGAACUGCUGGCUCACGAGGCAUCUCUGGGGGCCAUCGGCACUUCUCUGCCCUCCAGGCUGGACCCGUUGCUCCAUGGUGUGGAUGUUCCCCGUGCUGCAUUGAGCAGUUCUGAGCUUCUGGAGCUCGGAGACAGUCUAAAGAAGUUGGGCAACAUGAGUGGCCAGAACGUCCCGCAGCGCUUCAACAUUGUGGGCAAUCCGAGCCGUGAGCCAACCGGAGGCCCUUUUCCACCUCCGUCCGGACACGCAGACUCUGCCGAAUUAGACUCUGCUGAUAAUGCUAACCUCCUGGGCAACAUCAUGGCCUGGUUUCAUGACAUGAACCCUCAGAACAUCAGUCUGGUUCCUUCAGCCACUUCAGUAGUUCCAGAGUUUGGCGCGCAGCUCAGUUCGGAGCAGACGAUGGAAAAGCCCUUCCAGCAGUGGACAGCAGAGGGCGAGCAAGAGGAUAGUGAGUACAGCAGCACGCAAGAGAGGGAGCCUGUCAGACCCACUCAGCUGGACCUGGUGAGUGUAGAGGUGCCAUCUGCAACCGCCCUUUUACCCCAGAUGAGUGAACCCCUCAGCGCUUCUCAGCCGAGUCACCACGGCGACACCCUGAAAUGCGACUCAGACCCUGAACAGCCAAGCAGCAGCUCUUCUGAGUGGGAGGGUCAAGUGCACCUUGUAUGAAACCAAGCCACCACUUCCUCUUCCUCAUCUGUACCCACUUUUGAUGUGAAUAAGCUGACGAAGACGUCAGUCGUGGGAUGGCAUUCGUUCGUAUACUGAUGUGAUUAGAAAUCGGCUGAAACCCUAUUUUAAGAACACUGAAAUUGUCUCGAAACUUGUCUGGUGUUUCUUGCUGCAGGCCUGUGUGUUUUUGUGCUUUGAGGACAUGAUGUGUAAUUUUCUAAUUAGAAGCAGGCAGUGUUUCACAGUCUCGAAGAAGUGAGCAAUGAGGAAAAGGAAAAGCAGUUGAACCAGAAACCACCAUCCGAAGGGUAGUAAGCUUCAUUAUAGAACUGUCAGAUCUCUCUUACAGAAAAAGGUCUACUGUAUGGAACCAUCUGACAGAGUGGUUUGGGUGAAUGUGUCCCAUGCAACCUGAGCAGGGUUUGUUUUUUUUUUUUGGAAAGACCUGCCAUCUUAGCAAUUGGUGUUACUGUAGGUGCCAUAAACACUGGUCAGCACAUGCAGAGUUCACGCACACAGUGGACAGUGUGUUGACUGUGCCUGCUGCUGAGGGCUAAAAAGCCCUUUUAUAAACACAACCCUUCCUUUAAACCCAGUGUAUAUAUAGUAUUGAAGAAAUUAACUCUAGCAGCUUCCUUUAGAGAGCUGGGCUACUCUGAGGUGUUAAUCAUGGUGAAGGAAAGCGCGAUUGUUGUGGUUAACUCUUCAUUUCUUUGGUCAAACCUGAUCACUGUAAUAUGCUACUGGUAUUUUAAAAUGGAAAGUACCGUUGACGAUUUCGUCCUGUGCAGGAACACUGCAAUGGUUACACUACGCAACUUAUUACAGUGCCUUGUCCCUGAACCUUCCCUCUUAUUUAUUGCCACAUCUCUCGAGUGCUCAAUGAAUGACGCGUGCUAGCUUAAACUACGCGUCACUCUAGUUUUCAAUGGCAAUGGAAGUAACAGUCUCCAGAUUUAGUAUUUGUAUUAACAUUUUUCUAUAUUCGUGACACCCGUUUAGUUAGUCUCUGGGCUCCAUCUCCAGAGCUUUUUAUAAAACGGAUAGAUAUUAACAUGGGCUUGUGUGGGAUCACUGCUGAUGAUUUUUUUUUUUUUUUUCCCUGUAACUCUUAUCCAAACCAGUUUUAGUGGUGAUGCAAUGAAUUGAGUGUUCGAGAUGGUGUGUACAGUACGUGAUGCCAUUGUGCUUCAUCCAUAAUGUAAAGCGCCAGACCUAAUAUAUUGUGAAAUUGAUUUUCUAUUUAUUUGAAAGUGAAUGUCUUUCUACAAAAAAAAAACCUGAAAUGAUCUACAAAAAAAAAAAGAAUGAAAGCCAAUGUUUGUCCAUGUGUCAAAAAAAAAAGUCCUUUUACAGUGCCACUUUUAAAUAAUGCGCUUUAAACUAAUUAACUGUUACUACUGAAGUGAUUUUUCUUUUGUUAAUAACAUUUUAAACGAACACAUGGCAAGCUUUUUGGUAUGGGCAAAUAUUUCUGGAAAGCCCCUGGCCAAAUUCUCAAUCGAAACUGCCAUUUUAUUAAUCCUGAAUGGCAGCAUUCACUGAUGAUGAUAAAAUUUUGAAAGUGGUAAAUUCGCACUUAAAUGAAAUAAAUCCCUGAAUUUUAGUUAUACAUAUAUAUAUUAAUUAAGUUUUGCAUUGCUGAAGAAAAAUUGCUGUAUUGCUGUAACGUCAAUCAAAAUUUCAAGUCUAUAGUGGGGGGAAAAAAACAACAAAAAAAAACCCAAGCCUGUUCUAGUGGUAGAAUUACUGAAAUACUGUACUUUACAUGUGACAUUGUCCCAUGUACUUUCUAUACUCAUGUAGUACAAAAUGCUUUAAAGGGUUUUUCUUUUUCUUUUCAUACCUAAAUAGAAUUGACUAUGUAACUUGCAGUAUUUCUUCAGUAAGCAGUAAUGUACGUUGCCAAAGUGAUGGAGCGAACACAGUGAAGCACUCGGAAGGCUCUUUCCAUCUGUUUAGAUGUGAAAUAACAUGACCUUUGUGACAGUAUGCUGUGCAUUAAAUCAAAAAUACACAAGUUCUAUUUUCUUGGAGGGAAAAAAGGCGAUUUGAGUGUCAAUGCAGGCAAUUGGAGGGAAAAAAAAAACAGGCAAGCACAUUUUGUAACCCAUUUUAAAAAUUUAUAUUGUUAAGUGACUAAUCCUUGAAAUGUUAUUUGCACUUUCAUAGUCUAUACUUGAUACAUUCCCACUUUAUAUGGAGAAAAAACAAACAAACGAUAUAAAUGGUUAAUGUUUGGCCAAUACAUUUGACUGAACUGAAUAUGAAAGUCAAUAAAGUUAUUAAGCCCCCCAAAA